Rhizophagus irregularis DAOM 181602=DAOM 197198 is the source of this 300-nucleotide messenger RNA. RefSeq lists its product as uncharacterized. Lineage: Eukaryota; Fungi; Glomeromycota; Glomeromycetes; Glomerales; Glomeraceae. The record is from RefSeq and is a predicted model, not a curated record.
AUGGCAGAAGUAUUUACUUUAAGUGAAGAUGAUAAAAAUUUGCUAAUUGCCGAAAAAGCUUAUGAAAAAUUAAAAAUAAAUAAUAAGCAACUUAAUGAUGAGUUAAAUUCAUUGCAAAUUUAUAAUCUUAAUCUUGAGAAAGCAAUCCAGAUUCCAGAUGAUGUUUGGGAGUCAUUAAAUAAACGUUGUUAUGAAAAAUUUGAUUUUGAAGAUCUUAUUAAAGAAUCAACUGAAAUAGAAGAAUUACAAUGGGCAGAAAAAACAUUACCUUCUUAUACAAUCUGGGAUAAGUUUAGUUAA